Molecule: messenger RNA, 5048 nt
Organism: Monodelphis domestica (gray short-tailed opossum)
Lineage: Eukaryota; Metazoa; Chordata; Mammalia; Didelphimorphia; Didelphidae
Source: RefSeq, a predicted model, not a curated record
GUAGGUUGCGCAGGCGACCUAGAGGGGGGUGGCUGGCGAUGGCGGCGGCGGCAGCAGCGGCAGCGGGCGGCCUCCGUUGGGUGCUUGCCGCGCUCUGCUUGGGCUGCGCCGCUGGGGGGGACGCAUCAGGCCCGCGGGUGCUGGGCUUCUGCUUGGAAGAGGACGGUGACGGGGCUGAGGGUCCAGUGUGGGCGCGGGGCCGGGUGGUCCGGGCCGCGCCCGGAGCCGCCUUCCGCUUGCGGCUCUUCGGCUCUGGCUUCGCCAACCGCUCGUGGCCCUGGGUGGCCUUCGCACCGGCGGGCGCGGACUGCCCGGCGGGGGGAGGGGAGGUAGAGACGGUGGGCGCGGGCGGGGGCGCGGGCUCGCCACUGAGCGUGAACCCCGAGGCUGUACGGCCUCACUCGGCGUUGCUCGCGGUGCGCGUGGAGCCCGGCGGGCCCGCGGGAGGCGCGCGCUACCGCUUGUGCAGCCGCGGGGGGCCCGAGGGGCGCUGGUCGCCCGCAGCGGAGGGGGACUCGCUCGCAGUUGAGGAGGCGCCACUGGUGCCCUGGGCUCUGGGCCUCCUGGCGGCCGCGCUGCUAGGACUGGCGGCGCUAGCCCGGGGACUGCAACUUAGCGCCCUGGCUCUGGAGCCCGCCGAAGUACAGGUGCUGCGCGAGAGCGGCUCGGAGGCGGAGCGGGCGGCCGCGCGGCGCCUGGAGCCCCUGCGGCGCUGGGGAAGCUUCGCCCUGUGCGCUCUAUUGCUGCUGGCCAGUUUGGCACAGGCCGCGCUCGCCGUGCUUCUCUAUCGAGCCGUGGGCCAGAGAGCCGUGCCCGCCGUGUUGGGCAGUGCGGGCCUCGUCUACCUGGUGGGCGAGGUGGCGCCCGCGGCCAUCAGCGGCCGCUGGGGCCUGAACCUGGCCCCGCGUGCAUUGGGGCUCACCCGUCUGGCUGUCCUGCUCACUUUCCCUGUGGCCUUGCCCGUGGGCAAGCUGCUAGAGCUCGCCCUGCGCCCGGAAGGCGGUCGGCUGCGGGAGCGUGUGGUGGAUCUGGCCCGUGGCACUGACCCCUACAACGAGUUCGUAAGGGAGGAGUUCAGUAAGGGGGCCUUGCGGUGCAAAACAGUAGAGGACGUGCUUACCCCACUGAAGGAUUGUUUCAUGCUGGAUGCUUCGACCGUGCUUGACUUCAGCGUCAUGUCCACCAUCAUGCAGAGCGGCUAUACCCGCAUCCCAGUGUAUGAGGAAGAACGCUCCAAUAUUGUGGACAUGCUCUACCUCAAGGAUUUGGCCUUAGUGGACCCAGAGGACUGCACUCCGCUCAGCACCAUUAUCCGAUUCUACAACCACCCACUCCACUUUGUCUUCAAUGACACCAAGCUGGAUGCCGUCCUGGAGGAAUUCAAACGAGGAAAGUCACAUCUGGCCAUUGUGCAGAAGGUGAACAAUGAGGGUGAAGGAGACCCUUUCUAUGAGGUUAUGGGUCUUGUCACAUUGGAGGAUGUCAUUGAAGAGAUAAUUAAAUCAGAGAUCCUAGAUGAAUCUGAUGACUAUGGAGAAAACAAGGUGAAGAAGAAACCUACUUCUCUGAGCACACCCAUAGAAAGAAAGAAGGAAGAGUUCUCCUUGUUCAAAGGGUCUGACAAUGAGUACAAAGUGAAGAUCUCUCCCCAGCUGCUCCUGGCUACCCAGCGAUUCCUCUCCCGAGAGGUGGACUUAUUUAGCCCACUACGAAUCUCAGAGAAGGUCCUGCUACAUCUGCUGAAGCAUCCCAGUGUCAACCAGGAAGUGAAGUUUGAUGAAUGCAACCGAUUGGCUGCAGACCAUUACCUGUACCAGCGCAAUCAGCCAGUUAACUACUUCAUUCUCAUCCUGCAGGGCAGGGUAGAAGUGGAAAUUGGGAAGGAGGGCCUCAAGUUUGAAAAUGGAGCCUUUACUUACUAUGGUGUGUCUGCCCUGACAGUACCAUCUUCAGUUCAUCAGUCCCCAGUGUCUUCAAUUCGGCCCAGCCGACGUGACCUGCAAUCCGAGCCAGCAGAGAAUACCCACUACUCUUCUACAUAUUGUCCUGACUACACCGUGAGGGCCCUCUCUGAUCUGCAGUUCAUUAAGGUAACUCGACUGCAGUACCUCAAUGCACUCAUGGCAUCACGGGCCCAGAAUUCUCCACAGUCUCCUGAGAACAUAGACCUCCUAAUUGUCCCCAACAGCCAGACCAAGCUACUCAAUGACAAGAUUGCUGCAGCAGCAGCCUUCCCAGUAAACAUUUCCCUCUUUGGCACAGUUGGAAACUGCAGUUGAUAGAUGACUGUGGACUAGUGAGAAUUUUUGUUUUUUAGAAAACACCCAAGGUAAAUAUCUUCCCUUCCAUUUUUUCCCCCCUUUCUUUGGCUUUAACAGGCCUUUGAUGUAUAGAGGAGCCUUGCUGGCAUUUCUGUCCAAUGACAAGACUAGUAGGGCAGGCUGCCUCUCUUCCCAAGAAGUCCUCUCCUGCCAAGGUUGGUGGUGUGCUGAUUUGCCCCCCUUCUGGGAAGGAGUGGUGUUUGAACUUUUCUGUCCUUAGUACUGUUUUUCAUUCUCUUGAGAGGCAGAAUGCCUGCCAAAUCCCCACUGAGCUAUGGAAAACCAGUCUUUUUAGCCAAGAUUGCUUCUUUCUUAAGGGCUGGGUUCUUUUUUUUUUUUCACAUAUACCUUCCUAGCCUACUCCAGUUUCCAUUUCCACGGGAAGAACCACUAUUUCCAUGGCCCUGACUCUAGGACUUGCUUUCUAUGAAGAGAAAUCUGUUUCUUAAUCCCAGCUCUUCACUAGAUUGAAGUCUCCAAGGUACCUUGAGGCCACCUCUUUCUGCCCUAUGUUACCCAAGCAGUUUCUGUAUUUGUUACUGCCUCAGCUUGGUUCCUAGUCAGAGAGACUUAUGACCUUUCUUCACUUCUCUUUCAGGGACAGCCAACAGCAGGCCAAAUGCCCCAACAGAAGAGAGUCUUGGGAGGAACCCAGGAGUUUAACUUCCUUGCCAUGCAGCCCCAGAACUGGGGAUGGACAAGCAAGUGGGGGAGCUUGAGUGAACCAAGGAGUUGCUUCAUGCCAACCUGUCCCCUCCCUUUCUGGCCACGUUUUAGGUGGCUUUUAGAGACAUGGGCUCUGGGCCUAAUGCCAGUGUUAGGAGCCUGCUGCAGAUAAACCAGCCUCUUCUGUGGGGAUGGAAAUCAGCUGUAGCGUCACUCUCCAGUCCCUGCUCCUGGGAAGAGUCAACAGGGAAUUAAAGAAAAACCCAUCAUCUCGGAAUCCCAAGGUGCCCUUUCCCCUCCUUACCUCCCCCUCAUGGGGAUGCUUCAUAGCCUUAAGGCUGUGAUGAUAGUGGAGUAUUAUUUACUACACGAAUGCAGAAAUUAUACUCUUUACCAUGUGGCUGUGAACUGCAUUCACAUUGUUUUUAAUUUGCCAAGCACCUGCUGCUGGCAGCACUUUGAGAGUGAGCCAAGAACACUGCAGUCUCUGCCCAAGGCUCUGAUCCGGAGGUUUUGUCCAUGGCAGUAAGCUCUGGCCUUCGAGGCAGUGCCCUUCUUCACAGUGCCACAUUUUUAUCUUUCUCUUUUAUGUCUUUCAUGUGCCAAACCCUAAGAACUCUAGUGGCAGGUGCACAGCCUGUCUGUUCCCCAAAACUCCUCCUGUGGAGGCUGCUGUUUGCCCAAAUAAAAAGAGCAAGCUGUUCCCACCCCCAGCUCUCUCUGAACUAAGGGUUCAGGUCACUCCUGCCUCUGUCUGCCCGAAGCUGUACUUCCCUUCCUGACUUGGCCUUGCUGCUUUAAAUUAUUAGAAGUGGUCCCUCAUUCCAUGCAGGUGAAGGACCCUCUCUUCUUCCUCUAAUCCUAGGACUAGUUGCUACUAACAGUAUUGUGGUUAUUUGAGGUGUCAUGUAUGCAGUGAAGGGAGGUGUGCUACAAUUGGAAUCUUUCCUUACUGUGAUCCCAGGUCAUUGUUUAUAACAACCUGCUAGUUAGCCGUGUCCUACCCAGUCUUACACCUUUGUUUGCUUCUAAAGGGCCUAUAAUGCAGUGUAACCAGAUAGUGUGAUUGGCACCCUUAGAGCUGGCAUAUAGAAGAGAGGAUUUGUUUCUCAGCUAGGCCCCUCUUUCAGGAAAAUCUUUCCUAAUCUUGGGCAUUUAGAUGGAGAGGCAUCUUCUCUUCUUUACUUGCUGUCAUUACAUGAGAAACCUUGGGAACCGGAGAUCACUGCCUAAGAGGCAGUUACAGACCUAGUCUAGAAGAAGCCAGUUCAGGGAUAGCUUAAGUGGCUAUGUAGGCCAGAGGAAGCCUGUAGAUGGAAGGCCCUGGGCCCAAAUUGGAUGUCAGGCAUUUUCUAGCUGUGUGAUCUUGGGCAAGUCACUUAACCCCCACUGCCUAGCCCUUACAGUUCUGCCUUGGAAUUAAUAAUACAUAAUUAUCCAUCUCAGAUACAAGGUAAAGGUUAAAAACAAAAGCCAGGCCCUUUUUAUGCUGUCAAGGAGAUUUGGGGUCAUUUCAUUGCUGUGCCUUUUUCCUUUUGUAGUCUUUUUGCCUAGAUGAAAUACCACAAAGUAGAACUGCAUGGGCAGUUAACUCUCAGCUGAAGCAAGUAAAGGGCACAAAUGACUUGGUAUUUAAUCUUUCCUAAGAGGGAGGAGCCUUUGAUUAACUGUCCCCUGUGCGCAAGUAAUAAGUCCAGAGUCUCAAAAGUGAAGCAGGGACACCCUGGCCCACGGGUGACACUAUCCUUCCCCUCCCCCCAAGUGCUCCUGGUAAAUGGUGAGGUUCUAAGCUUAGAUUGGCAAUUUUCCUGAAACACUACAUUCUGUUGGCCAUAGGGAGAACUUCAGGACACAGCAGCUUUGCUUUAAAGAUGUCACACUUCUAGUUCAAAGUCUGGGCACCCAAAGUGAGAAACGGAUCGCCGUAAAUCGUUUUCUCCAUCUUCUUUCUAUUCCUACCAUUUCUCAUGCCAUAGAAUAUAACCAGGCUACGAAAGAGAAUCAGUUUUAAUGAAUAACAACAACAAAUUGAUCCAUAUAAAAAUGUUUCAUUUGCUCUUA